AUGGUAUCGUUGCCGAUGAUGUCUUCUGAAACAAGCUCAAAGAAUAGUAAGCCGAUUAGGAAAGUGAAACUUGCUAUUGAGAAAUCAAAGAACCAUAAGGCAGGUGUUGGAACCCUAGAGUCGAAGCAAAAUAUUUCUCGAGGGAGUAAAACUUCUCAAAAUAGAAAGAUUAAGCCAGAUGAUAUUUCUUAUGCUGGCAAGAAUAGUUCACACAAGGCAAAGAAUAGUGGGAAGAGUAUUGUAAAAUCAAAGACUAAAGAUGAAGAUAGGCACGGAGGUGUAGAGGGAUAUGAAGCGCUGAUUAAUGAGAAUAGGGGGUUCAAACCAAUGAAUUCUGGUAGGAAGAGGAAGAGAAUCUAUGCUGACCACAAUACAGGUGAGGGACGAACAAUGCACAGCAAGGUGGAAACGCCCGGUUGGAAGGCAUUGUCUAAAGUUGGGAAGAACAAGCUUAAAGAUGAUAUGGCUGAAGAAAAACGGACCACCAAAGUCAAAUCUCAUGAUAUUCAGCAAUUUGCUAGGAAAAACUCUUCAAUAGGGGGAAGAAUAUCUAAAGAGAAUGAAGUACUUGAUAAGAAAUGCAUUUCUGUUUCUGGAGCCAAGGGAAAGGCUGCUGAUAAAAUAAAAUAUUUUGAAUUGGAUGGUGGAGGGAAUGGUAUGUUGACCAAAAGUGUCAAAAGCAAAUCCCCCUCAAGCAAGCAAUCAGAUCAGAAUGAGAACAAAAAUGCAGCUGAAUUUCUUGCAAAAUAUCCCAAGAAAAAGGUUCACGACAAGAAGAGCUUUACUGGUGAUGCAGAGGUAAUGGAUGGCCGGCUGAAGAAGACAAAGCGAGUAAUACGGAUAGAUCCACACGACAUCACAAAUAAGCGGCUGGAUGAUGCCAUAGUUACUANACUAAUCGCGAACUUCCAUUGGGUUAUAAUUCUUGGCUGA
Molecule: messenger RNA, 933 nt
Organism: Ilex paraguariensis (yerba mate)
Lineage: Eukaryota; Viridiplantae; Streptophyta; Magnoliopsida; Aquifoliales; Aquifoliaceae
Source: the annotation of a GenBank genome assembly